AUGUGAAAAUUCACCUGCAGAGAAAAACGUAGAUGGAAACAGAACACCGUUGAUGGACAUGCGUGCAGAGACGACAGAGACACUGAUAGAACAAGGUGACAUAUUAUUGACGGAGAAAGAGUUUGAAGAUUUUGGAAGUCUUACUCAUAUUGGACGAAGAAUAGUUGAAGUGAAAUACUUUUUUGAGCAAUUGCAGGAAAUAUCAUCUCACCCUUCGUUAUUCCAGUGCAAUCUCAGCCAUAUAAGUAUAGUUGGCGAAAAACGCAUUGGUCUGAUAUCGCAUUUUAGAUUGAAAUGUGAAUUAUGCGGCCAGCAUUUUAAAGUCACAUCUGAUUAUAAUAAAAAACAAACAAACCAAAUUGAUAUAAAUACUGCUGCAUGCUCGGGUAUAGUUGCUACUGGUGUAGGAUAUUCCCAAUUUGAAGAAAUGUGUAGCGCUAUGGAUGUGCCUAUAUUUACAGAAAAAUAUUUCGCCAAGAUCCAAGAUCAAGUUUUUGAAGAAUGGGAAGCCACCGCCGUAGAAGCUAUGGAAGUAGCAGCUAAACGGGAAAGAGAUGCCGCUUUUGCUGAAGGACGAGUAAAAGAUGGUUUACCAGUCAUUGACGUUUAUAUUGACGGUGCUUGGUCCGCACGAUCCUACGGAACAAAUUACAAGGCCCUUUCAGGAGUCGCUGCAAUAGUUGGGCGAAAAUUCGGUGAAGUACUCUUUAUAGGGGUAAAAAAUAAGUAUUGCCUUAUUUGUGCUCGAGCUGAAAAGAAAAAAGAAACUGCAAAGGAACAUGUUUGCCACAAAAAAGGUUCAUCCACUGGUAUGGAGGCUGCCAUUAUUGUUGAGGGUUUUAAAAAAUCAUUGGAGAUGUACGGAUUAAUCUAUGGAAAUGUAAUCGGAGACGGAGAUUCCUCCACGUACGCAAAAAUCGUGGCUGCAAACCCAUAUCCCAAUCACAUUGUAAGCAAAAUAGAAUGUCGAAACCACCUUUUGAGAAACAUGUGCAAGAAGCUUCGAACAAUCACAAAGAACACCAGGUACCCCAUUGGACACAGAAAACUAGUAACAGAAGAAAGAAUUAUGACCAUAAGAAAAGUUAUAACUUCAUCAAUCAAAGAAAAUAAGCAACAAAUUCACAAUCGAGACGAAUCUAUAAAGAAUAUUCAUGCGGACAUCUGCAAUCCAAUCAACCACGGUUUUGGCGACCACAGAUCUUGUAAGGAUUACUACUGUAAUAAAGACAAAUCUUUUGAAGACAGUGUUAUUCCGCAAAUUGAAAAUUCAGUUUUUUGGUUCAGAGUCAGAGUAAUUAUAAACUCAGUUGCUUCAAACUCGCGUAGCCUUUAUGAAGACGUAGACACAAAUACCGUGGAGCGGCUGAACAGCGUUAUAGCCAAAUUUGUCGGAGGGAAAAGAAUAAACUUUUCAUUUCGAAGGUCUUAACCAAUCCAAUCAAGAUGCUCCGCGGCAGUUGUGGCAUUCAAUUCAAAAAGACCGGUGUAUACGCUUCACAAAAAAAUGUUAGGGAAAAGUCCGAGGGGAAGUCUUAAAAAAAUGCAAGACAAAAGAGAUAAAAAAAGAUGUUUGACGAACCUUGCCACGCGAAAGAAAAAUAGGAAAAGAAAAAUAUUUGAGAAGCAGCAUGAUUACGGUGAAUCUGCAGCCGCCCCUGACAUGAAUGAAGAAGAAUUCAAAGACGCAGAAACGCAAUUUUUUGAGCGUUUGAAAGAUUUGGUAAAAGAUCGAGAUGCCAUUGAAAGAAAGACAGUGCUACAACGAGAUUCUAGCGAGUGGCUUGAGUUAAGAAAGCUGAUUUUGACUGCAUCCAA
Messenger RNA from Zerene cesonia (dogface butterfly), 1818 nucleotides. RefSeq lists its product as uncharacterized. The record is from RefSeq and is a predicted model, not a curated record. The transcript has 2 exons. NCBI's taxonomy places the organism in Eukaryota, Metazoa, Arthropoda, Insecta, Lepidoptera, Pieridae. Bases 53 to 1432 code for a protein of 459 amino acids.